AUGUUUCUUCAACCCGGCUCGUGGGCGACAACGUGCGACCUCGGCGGCCCCCAGUUUAUCGCGUUUGGCCUGUCGAACCAGCGGCUCGUCCCCGCGCCGAUGGGGUACCCGCCCGCGGAGGCGCAGCAGCAGCAGCAGCAGCAGCACGUCUACCCCCCCACCCCGCCCUCCUUCGCGCAGAGUUGCAACGGCGCGGGCCACCGCGGCGAGCAGGGCGGCGGGCGCGGCUCCUGGCGGCAGAGCGGCAGCAACCUGGGCAGCUGCGAGACCUCGCCCGGCCAGGUGUCGGGCAGCGGCUGGGGGCUCAGCAUGCAGUCGCCCACAAGCUCCCCUGCUUCCUCAAUGGGGACGCCGCCCGUCUACUUCGUCCUGCAGCCCUCCCCGGCGCAGAGCCCGCAGCUGGCAGCACCGUCCGCCAACAUCAUGGCGCUGCCGCCACACGCACCUCCCGCCGCGCCGCAUGGCCCAUCGCAGGAGAACGGCACCAGGUACGAGCUUGGCGAGUGGUACGAGGGGGUGGUGAAGCGCUACAACCCCAUGCGCGGCUUUGGGUUUCUCACGGCCACGCACCACCUCAAGGUCAUCUCUCCCCCGCCCCUGCCCGCGCAGCAGCAGACAUCCAUCACAGCCAGAACGAACACGCCGCCCUCGCCAACGGCGGCCAUUGCGGCGGCGGCAGGUGCCACGCAGCCGAAGAAGUUGGAUGCGAGGAAUGACGCCCACAUGGAGCUGCAGGCGCAUGUCGUGCGCACGCCAGUGACGAUUGGGGACAUUUUUCUGCACCAGUCCUACAUCCAAAUGCAGGGCUUCCGUGCGCUCUCCAUCGGGGACAAGGUUGUCUUUCGCGUUGGUGUUCUUCAGGGGAAGAAGGCCCAUCAAGCCGUCUCCGUGCAGCGUGUGCCCAACACUGAGAACAGGGAGGCAGUGACGGCUCCAGCCCCCCGCGUUGAUGCUGCGCCGCUAACGGCCACAGAGGAGAAGUCUGCCACCCAGCAGCCAGCCGAGCCCUCGGCUCACACCCGCAAGUCUCUGGAGCAGCUGCUGCAACACGUGGCGAUGAAGCAGGAGGAGGGUCUUGAGGGGGAGCCGGGGGACGAGUUGACCAUGUCCGCGUUUUCCCUGGACCCGGAGGCAGCGAGGGAGGAGUGCGGGGAGGGGUGUAGCCUGCCCACGCCCAUGUUCUGUCGCAACUUUCCCUCCAUUGGGUGCACCAACGCCGUGGAUGAGCAGGAGUCUGCGCCCUACACCAGUGAGCCGAUCGCAUUCGCAGAGAAUGACGAGGUGUGGGAAUUUCUUGCCAACUUUGGUGUUAGCUAG
Trypanosoma conorhini is the source of this 1317-nucleotide messenger RNA. RefSeq lists its product as uncharacterized. Gene Ontology annotation, molecular function: nucleic acid binding. Bases 1 to 1317 code for a protein of 438 amino acids. The record is from RefSeq and is a predicted model, not a curated record. The transcript has a single exon. NCBI's taxonomy places the organism in Eukaryota, Euglenozoa, Kinetoplastea, Trypanosomatida, Trypanosomatidae.